CAUCUCGUUACGCUCGCAGAUUAUGGUCUCAACACCGUGUUUUCAGCGAAGCAGAAGCUAUCACCUUUGGAUAUGAACAUGCCAAGACUGUACGGUUCUCGAUGGACCCUCUGCUUCCCUCUGCCGGAUGGUGCGACUAAAACUCAGAUCUUUGAGAAUUUGAGAAGGGGUCUAGCGUACACGAUCUCCGCUAUACCUUGGCUUUCUGGAGACGUGGGACCAGAAGAAGGCAGUGAUCCAAAAGACUGCAGAGUUCAGGUGGUAGAAGGGUCUGGUGGCGUUGAGUUGCGAUACAAAGAUCUCACAGAAAUCCUGCCAUCCUACAAUGAGUUCAAGAAAGACAACUUCACAUUCUCCAAGCUCACGACUCACCUGAUUUCUCCACUUCAGGUCAUACAGAAGUCUCAACCUGUUUUUGCUGCACAAGCAAACUUCGUCAAAGGUGGACUCCUCCUCACAUUCGGAGUCCAUCACUCUGUGUGCGACGGUAUCGGACUGGAUCAUAUCCUCGAGAUAUGGGCACUCAACGCAGGCGUCACCAGCGACUCAGGACCACUCAGCAAGUACGAUCCGAUCUCGAACGACCGCACGCCCUUGGGCGAGGGUCUUCCCGGGACCAACAUCGCCGACUUCCCCGAAUACCUGCUCAUGCCCACUCCACCCGCCUCCGCAUCUUCUCUAGCGCCGCCAACCUACCAACUCCCUCCCAUGACCUCCAAAAUCUUCUACGUUUCACCAGAACACCUCGGUGACCUCAAACUCGCAGCAGAAGCAUUCUCCACCAACGACGCCCUGUGCGCCUUCUUCUGGCACCACAUGACCCUCGCUCGAAACCCAUCCCCAGAUCCCACUGAUGAAAAAACCUCCGCCGUCCUCUUCGCCGUCAACAUCCGCAACCGCACCAGCCCUCCGCUCCCUCAAACAUACCUAGGAAACGCCUCCCUGGGCGGCAUCACGCAGCGACUCUCCAUCCCCUCUCUCACCCACCCCAAGACUGGACUCACUCACGCCGCAGCAGCGCUCCGCGCCGCUCUCAACGCCAUCCACAAACCUUCCCGCGUACCACUCACGAUCGGGCUCUUGAGCUCACGUCCUAAUGCGCAGGACUUCAAGUUUGCUGCUAAUGCGUUCUUGGGGAGUGAUGUUACGAUGACGAGUUGGGCGGGGAUGGGGGUUAGGGACAGAGAAUGGGGGAACUUGGGUAAGCCGGAAGGGUUUAGGGUCCCGUAUGAGUGCGCGGAUGGUAUUGUGGCUGUUUUCCCGAGGUUGGAGGGUGGGGGGCUGGAAGUUAUGGCGGGUUUGGAAACGGAGGCGAUGGAGAGGAUGAUGAAGAAUCCGAUAUUUUUGCAGUUCGCCGAAGAGCUGUAAGCAGUGGGGAAUAUCAGACAAGCACCUGUUUUCUGCAGCUGGUGCGGUUGAGGCUGUUGGAUGUGGCCCCAAGUCAGGAGACGUCCUUUUAUGUUAGAUAUGGAAUUUCUCGGGCAGUUAGAGGAAAACCUGGCCCUGUAGUAUUCUCCUAACUAUUAAGCCUUAUAAUUCGUGCAAAUAUCCCACUCUCCUAACUUUGUUUACCAUUAUUCCACAAGCAGAAUUCCUCUGCUUUCAAGAUCCUAAAAAAAAACCUC
Hyaloscypha bicolor E is the source of this 1625-nucleotide messenger RNA. RefSeq lists its product as uncharacterized. The record is from RefSeq and is a predicted model, not a curated record. The transcript is spliced from 4 exons. Lineage: Eukaryota; Fungi; Ascomycota; Leotiomycetes; Helotiales; Hyaloscyphaceae. The coding region runs from base 73 to 1368 and encodes 431 amino acids.